AUGGCCCAGGAAGAUGAACUGGACGCGCGACAAGACCAAGGCGUAGGGCGGACUCCCGAGCGGGACUUUGUACUCAACACGACGGCGGACGAAGGAUUCGGCAGGAGGAGCGCAAGGCACAAGAACAGAUACUACAGAUCAAGGCGCGAGGCUACGCUGGACAUGAUGAAGACCGAUGCGCGGACGUGCAAGGAGCAGAACAGAUACUACAGAUCAAGGCACAAGAAGCGGAGUGUUACAUCGAUCGACGGCAGUACCGACGGCUUCCAGACGUUGACGAAGGGACCUGUGAAGGAGAGCGACGCAGCGAGCCGCCAUUUUCACCAAGGACGAGGAGGAGGGAGGGGGAGCAUGGAGAGCCUCACAUUUCAUGGCGGACGCGGAAACAGGUACGAACCGGAACUGUACCCAGUGUAG
Messenger RNA from Phytophthora sojae, 417 nucleotides. RefSeq lists its product as hypothetical. Bases 1 to 417 code for a protein of 138 amino acids. NCBI's taxonomy places the organism in Eukaryota, Oomycota, Peronosporomycetes, Peronosporales, Peronosporaceae. The record is from RefSeq and is a predicted model, not a curated record. The transcript has a single exon.